UGUGAAGGCAUCAUUUGGCAUUGUUGUGUUGGCAGUUACAAUAAUACUUUACAGUUUGUCGUUAGGCACUUGUUAUCAUGUUUUUCUUCAGCCUAAAAGUGAAAUAGCUGCUAAUUAGCAAUGUAAAGGCUUGAGAACAAGGGGAGGAGGUGACAAACAACAGCACAGCCACCGCUUGUCCAGAAAACAAGCAGUUGUAGGCAGGAGAAGCGUAUCCCGGAACUCGAAAAGAGCUAGCUAGCUAGCUAGCUAACAUUAGCUAGCUUUUUGUGAUGACAGUGUGCUUGCUGUCAAACCACAACCCGACCUCAUAUAAGGUAACUGUAGUCAGCUAACUCGCUACUUUCGGACUUGUACCAGCGACGUUUAUUUAGUAGCUUGCUAGAUUCGUAUUCGGACCGACAUUUGAUAAAAGUUCCCGUGACUUUUAAAACACUUGUGGAUCUAGAAGAUGGCAUCAAGAGGAGGUGGAUUUAUGAAUCUGAACGUGAACCCCAUGAAUGUUGGCCACGCUGCGGGUAUGAGGAUGCCAGGUAUGCCCCAAUCUUCGGCGGGAUACUCUCGGAACAUGAACAACGCUCCACAGUACCAGCGCCCCGGCAUGCCACCCAACAGAGUCGGGGGCCCCAUGGGGUCAAUGGGGGGCCAGCUGCCUGGUCCUUCUUAUAGUGGAGGGAACAUGUCCAUGCGGCAAGGGCCAGGCAUGGGGCCUCCAAGCAUGGACACCUCUAGGAAACGGUUCCUUCAUCUGCAUCAACAGCAGCAGCAAGAGGCAUUGGGAGGCCUAAGACGAGGGGCAAAAAAACGCAAGAUGGCUGACAAGGUUCUUCCGCAGAGGAUCCGAGAUCUGGUCCCAGAGUCCCAGGCCUACAUGGAUCUCUUGGCCUUUGAAAGGAAACUGGAUCAGACCAUCGCCCGAAAGCGAAUGGAAAUCCAGGAAGCCAUCAAGAAGCCCAUUAUGCAAAAACGCAAGCUUAGGAUCUACAUUUCUAACACGUACACCCCCUGCAAGCCAGAGGGAGAGGAGGCAGAGAAGGUGUCCUCCUGGGAACUGAGGGUGGAGGGGAAACUUCUGGAGGAACCUGGCAAGCAGAAGAAGAAGUUCUCAUCUUUUUUCAAAAGCCUAGUGAUUGAGCUCGAUAAGGAGCUCUAUGGACCGGACAACCAUUUAGUAGAGUGGCACAGAAUGCCCACCACUCAGGAGACGGAUGGUUUCCAGGUCAAAAGGCCCGGCGACGUGAAUGUUAAAUGCACCCUUCUGCUCAUGCUCGACCACCAGCCUCCUCAGUACAAACUGGACCCACGGUUGGCUCGUCUGCUGGGUGUGCACACACAGACGCGGGCCAGCAUCAUGCAAGCUCUUUGGCUCUACAUCAAGAACAACAAGCUGCAGGAUUGUCACGAGAAGGAGUACAUCAACUGCAACCGCUAUUUCAGACAGAUCUUCGGCUGUCCUCGUAUGAGGUUCUCCGAGAUUCCCAUGAAACUGGCCGGCCUGCUGCAGCACCCUGACCCCAUCAUUAUCAAUCACAUGAUUAGUGUGGACCCCACAGAUCAGAAGAAGACAGCGUGCUAUGACAUUGAUGUGGAGGUGGAUGACCCACUGAAGGGCCAAAUGAACGGUUUCCUGUCCUCUACAACCAACCAACAGGAAAUUGCUGCCCUGGAGAUGAAGAUCCAUGAGACGAUUGAGUACAUCAACCAGCUGAAGACCGAGAGAGACUUUAUGCUGAGCUUCAGCAAUAAACCACAGGACUUCAUCCAAGACUGGCUCAAGUCUCAGUGCAGAGAUCUGAAGUUGAUGACUGAUGUGACAGGAAACCCAGAGGAGGAGAGGAGGGCCGAGUUCUACCAGGCUCCUUGGGUACCAGAGGCAGUGGGCAGAUACGUUUACUCCAAAGUGCAGCAGAGAAGACAAGAGUUGGAGCAGGUGCUGGGGAUCCGACUCACCUAAAGACGUAUUCCAGAGAUGUCGCAGCCAGCUACAAGUCUACUCAGUCAAAAUUGGAAUUUGCUUGAAAAAGAAAUAAGCUAAUGUUGCAGCUUAAAUAUUCACAAAGCCAUCCUCACUGACAUGGUCUGACAAACCAGCUUGUAAGUGGGAAACCUAUAAGAUAAUAGUUCUAAAAUCACCAAAGUGUCUGUGGACCAAAGUGAUGAUUAACAUGUCGCUAAUAAUAUAUUUGCCUUGCAUUGUCUGUCAUUUUGAGCCUGUUCAAAUAAUCUUUGCCUUGUCUUGCAAUAUGUUUUGUUUAUGGUUCAUUUUAAGCAUUGGUGCUGACUAGAUGUUCUUAACCAUCACAUUGUGUGCUGAUGUGAAAAGAGUCUGUUUACCUUCACAUUUGAAAGCCAUAACCAUAUAUAUAUAUAUAUAUAUAUAUAUAUAUAUAUAUAUAUAUAUAUAUAUAUAAACAUUUUAUACAAAACAUUGGAUACAACAAAUGUAUAUAUUUUAAUUUCAAAAAUAUAUUUAGAAAAGAAAAAUGUAGGAGUUUUUAAGGUGUCUCAUUACUUGGAAAAGAACUAAAAACAAUAUGCCAACAAUAUAUAUUUUUUUUAAUAGAUCGGUGGAUAUGCUAUUUGAAAUAUUUUCUGCUGUGGAAGAAAGCAGGAUUUUCAGGACAGCUCUACUUUGGGAAAAGAAUGAGCUUUUUGAUUGAGUCCACUCUGUCCUGCUGUAAUUCAGCAGCUCUUUUUUGUACUUCUUGGAUGUUUACAUUCUGUUUUGUUUGUUACUGGGGUUGUUGGGGUUAUUGUUAUGUCAGAAAGACGAACUGUGGCCGGCUGUUUGGACUGAAGGGUUCUUCCUGGAAUAUCCAUACCUCCUAAGAAGGUCAACUGGUAUUAAUAAAAUAGGAAUUCACUUGUAGUGUGUCAACUAAACAAAGCACCAAAUUGUUGUGUAAAGUUUAUAGUUUCACAAGUUAAUUUUUCAUUGAAAUGCAAUUUAGUUAAGGUUUUGUAUGAAAGGGUUUUCUGACAUUUUUCAAACAUUUCAUGUUAACAGGUAUAGUGCCAAAAUUUGUUUUGUGAAGAAGGCACUUAGAAUUUGAGACACAUAUUUUUCGUACAAUCUCUUUGAAAAAUGUUUGCAUGUUUUGUAUCAAUCAAAUGCCUUUUAUCUUUUAUACAUUUGGAGCAUUUUCUUUUUUUACAAUAAAUAUACUUACAGAUGUU
Etheostoma spectabile (orangethroat darter) is the source of this 3177-nucleotide messenger RNA. It is a transcript of the gene smarcd2, whose product is annotated as SWI/SNF related BAF chromatin remodeling complex subunit D2. NCBI's taxonomy places the organism in Eukaryota, Metazoa, Chordata, Actinopteri, Perciformes, Percidae. The coding region runs from base 452 to 1954 and encodes 500 amino acids. The record is from RefSeq and is a predicted model, not a curated record. The transcript is spliced from 13 exons.